Molecule: messenger RNA, 841 nt
Organism: Beta vulgaris subsp. vulgaris (sugar beet)
Lineage: Eukaryota; Viridiplantae; Streptophyta; Magnoliopsida; Caryophyllales; Amaranthaceae
Product: transcription factor PRE6
Exons: 2
Coding region: 326-607 (93 amino acids)
Biological process (GO): regulation of DNA-templated transcription; regulation of growth
Molecular function (GO): protein dimerization activity
Source: RefSeq, a predicted model, not a curated record
UAUAAUGCCCCCUUCUUCUUAACUUUGUUUUACCCACAUGUCUUCUUCUCUAGCUACAUCGUUGUCUAAUGUAAUUGUACAUUUUUCUCCCUUUUGUGGUCCAUCUUACUUGUAAUUUUUACUUUUUUUCACCGUAUAAAAACUAUAUAUUAUAACCUUCUUCAGCUUCUGUUUUGUCAUACAACUUACUGUAUUUUUCUUAGCUCAUUUUGUCCCAUUAACAAGAAAGCUACCAUUCAGUUUAUAAGCACCCUUCUAGCUCUACCUUUAUAAGCUACCCUUUAAGUUUUAUUACUCACAUAUUGAGUUUUACUUACAAACAACAAUGUCAAGCAGAAGGUCAAGGCAGCAGCAAUCUGGUAGUUCAAGAAUUUCUGAUGAUCAAAUCAUUCAACUUGUUUCCAAAUUGCAACAAUUAGUUCCUGAGGUUCGCCAACGUCGUUCGGACAAGGUGUCAGCUUCUAAGGUACUUCAGGAGACUUGCAACUAUAUAAGAAAUCUACAAAGGGAGAUGGAUGACCUUAGCGAUCGCCUCUCACAACUCUUGACUACUGUUGAUGCUGAUAGUGAAGAAGCACAAAUAAUUAGGAGCUUACUUAAUAAUUAAUUACUUUUUAAUCCUUAAAGUCAAUGCUUUAAUUAUAUAUAUAUAUAUAUAUAUAUAUAUAUAGUGUUAUGUAGCUAGGUUUUUCGUACUAUAAAUGAAGCAUGCAUGGCCUAGGGAUGAGUACCUGGAUCUAGCUUGUAAUGCAAAUAUCAAAUACAUAUAUAUAUAGUAGUAUAUGUCUUUUGUAAUUAAGCUCUUUAAUAAUAAGGAUUUGCACGCAUUUAGGUCCUUUAA